AAUCUGUACGCAAUGUUACAAAAUUCCCUAAAAAGUAUUCGGUUCCAAAGUGCCACAGUGUUGAUUUAAAAUUCAUUUACUCAGCAAAAAUAUCGGGGUUUAUGACCAAAUUGUAUUGAUAUUUUUAACGAAAAGUUCCGGAACAGAAAACUUCGGAUGCGGACGGCUCCCAGCCCGGAAACGUGCUGCCCGGUAAAGAUAUUUGUGGACUCUAUUCACCUACGCCUGCCACUAAUUCAUAUGCAGAUUUAUGGGACUUUCCGUGGAUAGCCCGGCUUGCCUACGAAGAAGUGUAUUUAGGUGUGGAGGCGCUUUGAUAAACUCCCGCUACGUCCUGACCGCCGCUCACUGUCUGCCGAGGCCAGACCUUAGCCCUACCCAUGUUCGCCUGGGUGAAUGGAACACCAGCACCGAUCCCGACUGCGUAACCCGCUUGAAUAAGGAGCCCAUCUGCGCCCCCAAAGUCAUCGACGUGGAGGUGGAAAAGGCUAUUAUACAUGAACAAUAUCUGCGGAAAUCCGUGGACCAGAGGAGUGAUAUUGCACUGUUGCGCCUUAAGGAGAGUGUCAGCUACACCGACUUUGUGCGACCCAUUUGCCUGCCAACCGACGAGGAGUUGAGGGACAACUCCUUCGAAGACCAAGCCAUGUUUGUGUCCGGCUGGACAUCCAACAAGUAUUUAGAAACAAGUCCGAUCAAGAUAAAGAGAACACUCAACGUGUGGAACCUGACGAGUUGCCAGGAGAAGUACAGUUCCUACAAGGUUCCGCUGGACAUCUCGCAACUGUGUGCUGGUGGCCAGUCGGGAGACGACACCUGCGUCAGUGGUCCACUGAUGGUGCCCUUAGAAUCUGGCGGUCAUAAGGUGUUCUACAUUGCUGCUUUCAGCUCCUACGGAACGAGUCCGUGCGGAAUAAAGGGCUGGCCCGACGUUUUUACACGCAUCGGAGCUUACGUCGAUUGGAUACAACAAAAAUUGGAGGCAUAAUCGAUAAAGUUUCUCAGCUAUCUGCAUUUUUCAUAUCUACAAAAUUUGUUUAAAAAGAAUUACUAUUUAAAUAAGCUUUAAAGGAAUUGGUAUUCGUGUUUCGUUUACAUAUUAAACUUAAUGAGAAAUAGAAAAAACUAUUUAAUGGACGACGAUUAUUUUGUAAUUAAUAAAAAGGAAAAAAUAAAAAGAAGAAAAAAA
This is a messenger RNA of Drosophila rhopaloa, 1189 nucleotides long. RefSeq names its product spaetzle-processing enzyme-like. NCBI's taxonomy places the organism in Eukaryota, Metazoa, Arthropoda, Insecta, Diptera, Drosophilidae. Gene Ontology annotation, molecular function: serine-type endopeptidase activity. The transcript is spliced from 4 exons. Gene Ontology annotation, biological process: proteolysis. Bases 251 to 988 code for a protein of 245 amino acids. The record is from RefSeq and is a predicted model, not a curated record.